CAUCAGUUUCUCCGCCGCCGCGCAAGAGUUUGGUGACGUUGAAGGACAGUCUGUCAGGUUUGGCUGAAGGUUCGUGUGCGCAGUGCAACCGAGAGCAGCGAUGUCUGCCGAACCUAUCCGCUCGGUUCUAGGCUCCGUUUCGACGGAUGACACCUCGCUGGUCCUGCCGUCCGACAAGACUCAACGGAGAGGUCAGGAGCGCGUGCUGGAGCAGGUCAAGAGCAUUCGCAGGAAGUCGAAGAUGGUCAAGAACGACUCCAUCCCGUCGCCGACAAUUCCAGCAUCAGCAACAGAAUACAGUGAGCCUAAAUUCCAGUUCUCACCAUCAAAACUGAACAACACACUCUUCAGAUAUAGCGGCUCCAACAUGACUACAACCCAGAAUAGAAUGACUGGUCGCAGCGUGUCAGUGCGCCACACAGUGAAAAGGCAGACCCAAAACAGCCAGUGGGACUCUCAGAUGUCCUGGAAUGCACAGUCUAAGUCCAAUGGGAUGAAGCUCAGUGGCAGCGACCCUUCUUUAAAUAAGACGGCUAUCCAGAAUUCUGUGGAUAGAGUCGCUACCGUACGACAGAAUCGAUCUGUACAAUCUAUGAAAGUGAAGAAUACUCCGCCGGUCGCUGCAAACCAAGCACAGACAAUUACAAAAGUCAUUAAGACCAAAUCAGAAGCGCCGGGUGUGAAUGGAGCCAUGGGAGCAAUGCCCAACAUCACACUGCAGGAAGCAGUGGAUUAUCUGACACACGAAGACAUCAGUCAUCAGCUAUGUGGAGCUUCGUUUAUACAGCACAACACCUUCACAGAGGACAUGGCCAAACAAGAGGUUUGGCGUUUGGGAGGGAUUCCUCAUCUUUUACGGUUACUGAAAAGUGACAAUUCACAGCUACAACAGACAGCAGCCGCCGCACUGCGCAACAUGGUGUUUAAAGACAACAAUAACAAACUGGAGGUGGAGAGCUGUGAUGGAAUAGAAACCAUUCUGACCUUACUCAAAAACACCAAUGUAACAGAAACCCAGAAACAGCUCACUGGUCUGUUGUGGAAUUUGUCUUCGGCGGAUACACUAAAACCAGACCUGAUCAGGAAUGCCAUGCCUUUGCUGACAGAAAACUUUGUGGUGCCAUACAAUUUUUGGUUUGAGGGCAACAAACAUGUGGACCCUGAAGUUUUUGACAACACUACUGGCUGUUUAAGAAACCUCAGCUGCGCCAGUGAAAAGGAGAGGAUUUCUAUGAGGAGCUGCUCGCGACUUAUCGACUCUCUCGUGACUUACAUUCAGACGCAGGUGGAACGGGGAGAGCCGGAUGACAAGUCUGUGGAAAACAGUGUCUGCAUUCUGCAUAACCUGAGCUACCAGCUGGAGAAAGAGGCUCCGGGUCACUUCACACAGUUCACAGUCCCGCAAGAGAACAGCAAAAAGAGCAUCUUCAGCCCCAAGGCCAAAGUCAAAAAGGAGUUCAGUUUCCCAGAUAUGGACAAGGACAACCCUGAAGGAGUGAACUGGUUGUUUCACACAAAGUCCCUGCUGCUCUAUCUGUCUCUGCUGGGCUCCAGUCAGAAAGAAGCCACGCUGGAGGCCUGCUGUGGAGCUUUGCAGAACCUCACCGCUUCAAAGAGCGAUGUUUCCACUGUUAUGAGUCAAAACAUCAUCGAGAAGCUGCACGGCCUGUCUGUCAUCUCACCUCUACUGAGAUCUGGAAAUCUGGGUCUACAGAAGACCGCCAUGUCCUUAGUGGGCAACAUGUCCCGGGUGUCAUCUCUACGGCGAACUAUGGGUAAGAGUUAUGACAACAUUUGUGCAUGACAACAAUGUGUUUGGCAACUACCAUUUUAUUCAUAAUCUGUGUGUUUUUGUAAAGUAUGAGUACGUUGUUUUAGUGCAGUCUCACAACACAUCACAUAAUGAUCAUCCAUUCUAUU
This is a messenger RNA of Danio aesculapii, 1920 nucleotides long. RefSeq names its product plakophilin-1 (gene pkp1a). The transcript has 10 exons. Bases 101 to 1804 code for a protein of 567 amino acids. Gene Ontology annotation, cellular component: cytoplasm; plasma membrane; adherens junction. The record is from RefSeq and is a predicted model, not a curated record. NCBI's taxonomy places the organism in Eukaryota, Metazoa, Chordata, Actinopteri, Cypriniformes, Danionidae. Gene Ontology annotation, molecular function: cadherin binding. Gene Ontology annotation, biological process: intermediate filament bundle assembly; cell-cell junction assembly; cell-cell adhesion.